This is a messenger RNA of Phytophthora nicotianae INRA-310, 1211 nucleotides long. RefSeq lists its product as hypothetical. The transcript is spliced from 3 exons. The record is from RefSeq and is a predicted model, not a curated record. Bases 29 to 1174 code for a protein of 381 amino acids. Lineage: Eukaryota; Oomycota; Peronosporomycetes; Peronosporales; Peronosporaceae.
CAGCGGACGGAGAGGAAGCGGACGGGGGAUGAGUUCGGACAAGUCUCGUGGAGUUGGCGUUAUGCUGCAGCGCCGCCGAAUGGUGUGGCUGCAGCACAAGCGCAAGCUGCAGUAUCAGAUCAUGUGUCGUGUGCACAAGCAACUGGCGUCCCCUGACGAUGUGUACGAACAGCACGAGCAGCGAUUCCUGGGGCUGCUGCAGAAGCUACUGGACAUUCGCAAGAGUUUGGAACACUACCGCACGACGGCUCUCCCCGUGUACUGCUCUUCAUGUGCCAGUCUCGGCGCGGACGUGUGGUGUGUUGUGAGUGUGGAUGCUGUCGGCAAGGGAGCCGACGCAGAGAAGUUUCGACAUGCCAUGUGCGCUAUUAACGAGACUAAGGAGGCCAAGAACCACUUCUUCAAUGCGGAUGCAGUGUUGUCAGGAGCAGUGCGCUUCCUGGAUAUCCACAUCAACGCAAUGAAGUCGGUCCAGUCGCAGAUCUCCCAUCGUAAGAAUGUCAAGCUCGAGUUCGACCGGUACGAACAAAAACUCAGCAGGCUGCGGAAACGAAAAGAUGCUGGAACGGCUCCGCAGCGGUUGGAACGCAACGAACAGAAGCUGCAAAAGGCUCGAAUGGCGCUGCAGACCGUGACCUUUGAUCUGUAUCGAGUAUUUGCCAAAUACGAGAGCGAGCGGGAUACCAUGCUGAACGGCGAGUUGGAAAUGGUGCGCCAGGUGAUGCAUAACUUCUAUGCCAAGAAUGCAGAGGCUACGAAUUUCUCCAUUCGUGGAGAGGUUGAUCGCAGCGUGGUGGACGCUCGAGCCGAGCAGCUCUUCAAGAGUAUGGUAGAUAAAGAGGUAGAGCAGGAUGCUCUCAAACUGCUUCCUUCAAGCUGCGUCAGCGAUAAUGCGCCUCCGGCUUUGACUCUCGCUGCUGAUGGCGCUCCAUCCAGUCCUAGCACUCUCGUACCAGCCAAGCCGGUUUCUACAAUGCUUGCAUCACCAACUUCCAGCCCCAGCGGGGAAAAACAGACCCCAACGCACUCGACACAUUCGAGUUCAGGACCGGAGCGAGAAAUCAUUGAGGAGGACGAACUUAGUGAAAAGCUCAGGACCAUCCAGCUCUCACGGCCUUCGAUUCAGCCUGUGAAGGUCUAUCGGAUGGGAAGACCGGCACCAACUCCCGAGUAAGCACCGAAUAAUAAAGUCCAUGCAAGCUCAUUUAUCC